This is a messenger RNA of Dictyostelium discoideum AX4, 1059 nucleotides long. RefSeq lists its product as hypothetical. The coding region runs from base 1 to 1059 and encodes 352 amino acids. The record is from RefSeq and is a predicted model, not a curated record. Gene Ontology annotation, molecular function: nucleic acid binding. The transcript has 3 exons. NCBI's taxonomy places the organism in Eukaryota, Evosea, Eumycetozoa, Dictyosteliales, Dictyosteliaceae.
AUGAAACCUAAAAGAAGUUUAACUCACUUAAUUGAGCAUACUGAGAGAAUAUACAAUGCAUUAGAAUAUGGGGUUAGAAUCGGUAAUAUAAGUAGAGCUGCUCGUGAAAAUGGUUUGACCAGAAAUCAACUCAAUUAUUACCGUAGAGAUAUCAAAGAUAAUAGAAUUAGACAAUCCCAUGGCGGCUCCAGAUCUCCAAGUACAUUUACUACAGAACAGUAUGAACUCUUGGUGGCAACUGUGGUAGCAAUGGUUAAUGUCCGACCUAAUCUCACAAUGAGGGAGAUCGCCCAAGAAAUUAACUCAGAUCAAAAUAGUAUUUUUUAUAAAAAGGUCAACAAAUCGAGGAUAUGUUCAAUAUUCAAAGAAUUGAAAUGGAAUUACCACUCUCCAACCUAUAAACAAGAAAAUAAAUACAAAAUUGAAAAUUUAUUAAAAUUAUUUUAUUUUAAUACAAUAAUUUACAAUACUGAUUGGAAAAAAAUUUAUUUUUUAGAUGAAUGCUCAUUUUCUUCUAGAGGUUUUUUAUUAGAAUUAAGGAGAUCUAAAGCUGUUGGACCGAUUGGAGAGCCGGUUUAUGUUACCAAUAGCACCAGCAUUUCUGAGACCUACAAUGGGUUUUUCACCAUCAGUUUGGAUGAUUGUUUGUAUAAAAUCCGUGAUAAAACCAAUAAUACUGAAGACUUCUUUCAAUAUGUUAGAGAACUUUUGGAAAGUGGAUUUUGCAAGCCUGGUUCAUUAUUGGUAAUGGACAAUGCUCCAAUUCACGGUGGUAUCGAAGCUUUAAAUGCACUAUUUGAAUUGUUUAAUCAAUAUUCGGUUCAAUUGAUAUUUCUUCCUUCCUAUUCUCCAGAGUUGAAUCCCAUUGAGCGUUUCUUUGGCUAUAUCAAGAACCAUUUCUACCGAGAACGUAAUUCCCAUGGGUCCUUCCUUGAUGAGAUUAUUGACACCAUCGAUAAUUCUCUAAUUAAAAACAAAGAACUGUUCAUUGGAUUUUAUCGCCAAAGCCUAAACUUCUGGUCUGAAAAAAAAAGAAAUCAAUACCAAAGAAAAAGGUGA